Cylicocyclus nassatus is the source of this 2107-nucleotide messenger RNA. NCBI's taxonomy places the organism in Eukaryota, Metazoa, Nematoda, Chromadorea, Rhabditida, Strongylidae. The record is from the annotation of a GenBank genome assembly.
GGUAAUGGUUGAGUCUUGGCACGAAGAAACAGCUCACGCAUCAUAUUGUUUCGAAGCCGCUGAUCUCCCUACCAAAAACGUAGUGGUUUACUCGGACAGAGCCGAAGUGAAACGCGUUGUAAAGGUUUCGUUAAGCAAAGGGACCAGCGAGAUUAUCUUGAAAAAUGUAUCAGCUGUAAUCGAGCGUCAGUCAGUAAGAGUCGAUGGACAUGGUGUGCUCAUACAGGAAGUGCAGUAUCAGGAAAUGCCCAUAGAUACGGAACAAGAAAAUGAGAAGAUCCGUGCCCUGGAGAGAGAAAAAGUGAAUAUGGAGAACGAGCGGUUUGCUAUCGAAGACGAAAUGUGUUCUCUACGGAAGCGCAUCGAAGUGCUUGAUGGCGUUGCAAGCCAGAUUGCAACUGGACCCCCGUCAACGUCUUCUUUACCUAACGAACCACUACCAUUGUCUACCAGGAGACACACUGUCAUCGGUUCAACGGCAUCUCAGUUUUCACACUCAGCUCCAUCUGUUGGGUUUCUUGUCAACGAAGAAACAAUCAGCAAUCUCGCCAAAUUCUUGUCCUAUUAUAGCGAAACCGUCUCCAACAUGAAAACGAGCUUGAGGAGCCGACAGCGUGACUUGGACCAACAGUCUGAGAAAAUUGAAGCUCUUGAGAGAAAAAUUGAUCAACUGCGAUGCGGUUACGAGUACGAUUCAGUUAGGCGGAACAUCACGAUUGUGGUGGAAAUGGAAGCACCUGCAGCCGUUGAAUUGUUUGUAUCUUACCAGGUAUACUGUGCAAGCUGGAAGCCUGCCUAUGAUAUCCGCGCUGUGACCACCGCAGGAGGCGAGCAGGAAAACAAGAUUAAGCUGUGUUACUAUGGUCUCGUCGAGCAAAAUACAGGGGAUGAUUGGAAUGACACCGAUAUGGUACUUUCGACGGCAAGUCCAUCCGUUGGAGGAUGUGCUCCACAACUCGCAACCCUCUCAGCUAGCAUUCAACGUCCCAGCAAGAAUCAACGCCAAAGACAGCCAUCAGCAAGAAGAAAACCUCUGUACGAAGCAUCGGAGGAGGACAUGGGUUUUGGUUCGUAUGACUGCAACGAAAUGGCGGACGCUGCUGCUUUACAUCGCUUCACAACAGCUCAAAUAAGCAGAAGCAGUGAGGACAACAGUGUCUCUACACCUAGCGUCGAGAAUCUCGUAUCGACUUGCUUCUCCGUUCCGCGUGCUGUGAAUAUUCCAAGUAAUGGAGCCGAACACAAAGUGCUGAUUAUGAUGGUAGAUCUGGCUUGUUCGUACACUCACGACUGCGUACCACCUCGCUGUGCUUCCGCAUUUCUCUCAGCUGUAAUCACAAACACCACGCCUUUCCCUUUACCUCCUGGUGAUGCAGCGGUGUAUCUCAACAACGGCUUUGUGACCAAAACCCAUCUUCGUGCUGUUCCGCCCGGUGAGGAGUUCCGCUGUUCUCUCGGAACGGAUCCUUCGAUAAAAAUUGACUAUAAGACACCAACGAUAAGUCAGGAACAGGUUGGAUUUAUGUCAAAGAGUACUCUGAUCACGCACGAGCAAAUGAUAUCGCUUCGAAACGCGAAAGCCACGCAAGCUGUGCAGCUUACUGUCAAGGAGCAGAUCCCCAAAUCUACCGACGAAAAAAUCAAAGUCUGCAUCGUUUCUCCCGACGUUCGCGCCAAACAUGGGGAAGCUAAGCUCAAUAAGGAUCACAACUUGGAGUGGACAUUUGUCUUGGCUCCGGGACAACAGCGAGAUUUGCUCGUCAAGUACACCAUCGAGCAUCCUGCUUCAGAAGCAGUUUCAUUCAAGCAGCUGGCAUAGCAUUGAUAGAGUAUACUGUAGUGAGAUUUGAUUACUUUCGGGUGGACUGGAUGUGUUUGAUGGCUGAGUGACAUUAGGUCCAUAUGGCUGUACUGUUAGAGUCCGCGGUCGGACUGCUAAGCAUGCGUCAUUCUAAUUUGGCAAUAUGGAUAAAAUGAAACUUUUAUUGUCAGUUAGUUAGAACUUUUCUUAAUGUUUUCAGUUUUUAUAAAGCAGAGUCAUCAUACUAGAUGAACUUAUGUAUAACUGGAAAUAAAUAUUCUACACAACAACAUCUACCGUGUGCUU